Messenger RNA from Penicillium verhagenii, 273 nucleotides. RefSeq names its product dolichol phosphate-mannose biosynthesis regulatory protein. Bases 1 to 273 code for a protein of 90 amino acids. Gene Ontology annotation, cellular component: dolichol-phosphate-mannose synthase complex; endoplasmic reticulum membrane. Gene Ontology annotation, molecular function: enzyme regulator activity. Gene Ontology annotation, biological process: GPI anchor biosynthetic process. Lineage: Eukaryota; Fungi; Ascomycota; Eurotiomycetes; Eurotiales; Aspergillaceae. The transcript is spliced from 3 exons. The record is from RefSeq and is a predicted model, not a curated record.
AUGCUGGGCCAAUUCGUGGGUUCCGCCAUGCUUUUGGCUGCUACAGCAAUCUUUCUUUACUACACCGCGUGGACCCUGUUGAUGCCUUUCGUUGACCCUGGACACCCUCUUCACGACCUCUUCCCUGCUCGUGUUUGGGCCAUCCGUAUUCCUGUUAUCCUCGCCUUGUUGGGCUCCGCUGUGGUAGGAACCUUCAUAGGGAUUGUGAUGAUCAACAGCAACAAGAAGAAGGCUGCCAAGGCCAAGGCUGCUGCGGCAAAGAAGAAGACUUGA